Messenger RNA from Penicillium cataractarum, 2391 nucleotides. RefSeq names its product arrestin C-terminal domain-containing protein. Gene Ontology annotation, molecular function: ubiquitin protein ligase binding; protein-macromolecule adaptor activity. The transcript has 3 exons. The coding region runs from base 1 to 2391 and encodes 796 amino acids. Gene Ontology annotation, biological process: ubiquitin-dependent endocytosis. Gene Ontology annotation, cellular component: cytosol; cytoplasm. NCBI's taxonomy places the organism in Eukaryota, Fungi, Ascomycota, Eurotiomycetes, Eurotiales, Aspergillaceae. The record is from RefSeq and is a predicted model, not a curated record.
AUGAUGAUGAUGGCCGCUCACAUCCCCGCCGCGCAGGCUUCCUCGCGAUCCAGCUCCGUGAGCCAAGAUCAAUCGCUCGAUCUCGUCGCUCCGUUAUCGCUAUCCAGCCUUAUCCACACUCGAUCAGCUCGGCGCCGAACAGUCACUCUCAGCGCGACCGUUGAAGAGCAAUUCCCCAAGCAAAAUCCCUCCUUUAGCCGUCGCGGCUCCAUCCUCAGAAAGCUGGCGGGUCCACGAGAGAACGCGAAGCGAUUCCUUCGCCUACGAAGAAGGCGAUAUGCGAUCGGAUUCGUCUUCGAUGGCGACCGACGUUUUGGCCCGGCGCUGCCCGAGCAUACCACUGCUGUUCCCGAGUUGUCCACUCCGUUUCCCCCGCUUCGUAAUGAGAAGAUUGUCGCGACGGGGAGUGGCCUCACGGUGGGCAUUGCGUUGACGGAGCCGGUGCUGUUUCUACAAGGCUACGAUCAACAUGAUCCCAGUACAAAGAAGUCGGCCAUUCUACGAGGCCAAAUACAUUUGAAAGUGACCAAGUGUGUUAAGAUUAAGAAGAUUUCCAUUUGUUUCCGUGGCCAUGCACAGACGGACUGGCCAGAUGGUUCGCAAUCCCCCAAUCAUGACCACGGAUCGAAAGUCCAUACUAACAAGAUCACAGGAAUUCCUCCUAAGAAGAUCCAUUUUCAUGAUAAGAAAGAUUUGUUUACCCAUGGCGUCAUCUACUUCAACCACGGCGAUACCGCACUCAUGCAAAAUGACUACGGCGCACACUACUAUCAGCACGCAAAGCCCGCAUCGCCCGUACCAGGAAAGGAGGGAGUCACCGCAACCACCCGGGAACUAUUUUCCAAGAGCGGCUCAAAUACAUCUCUCGGUAUAAUGACCGCGAAAGAUGCCAAACGUCUCUCAGUACAGACCACCCGAGGCCACUCGCGAAGUUUCAGCAGGAAUGAGCCUCCAGUGAGUACGCAGAAUCAGCCACAGCGCAACUACCGCAUGUUCCCCGUCGGCGACUACCUCUACAGCUUCGAAUUCCCCAUCGACGGCUCGCUCCCGGAAACGAUCAAGACGGAUCUGGGCUUUGUCCGAUAUGAUCUGGAGGCAAUCGUCGAGCGCUCGGGCGCAUUCCGGCCAAAUCUCCUGGGUACCCUCGAAAUCCCCGUGAUCCGCACGCCGGCCGAGGGCUCGCUAGAGCAGGUUGAACCCAUCGCCAUCUCACGCAACUGGGAGGACCAGCUCCACUACGAUAUUGUCAUUUCUGGCAAAUCCUUCCCGCUGGGCUCCCAAAUACCCAUCGCAUUUAAAUUGACGCCACUCGCAAAGGUGGAAUGUCAUCGCAUCAAGGUAUACGUGACGGAGAAUAUCCAGCAUUGGACUGCCGACAAAAGUGUGCAUCGACUGCAGCCGGCAAAGAAGGUGCUCCUGUUUGAGAAGCGCGCCGAGUCUGCUAGCACGAGCACUUACCCCGGUAGUUCAAUGCGCAUUACUGCGGGCGGUGGUAUUGACUGGGAUCAUCGUGCGGCUGCUGCGCGAGGAGAGGAGAUUGUGGAUCGUGCUCGGACGAAUUUGCUGGGCAACUUGAAUACUGAUUCUGGCGUUGGUCCAACGGAGAUGGAGUUUAAUGUGCAAUUGCCGAGUUGCCACGAGAUGAGGGGACGGGAUGAAGCGCAACGUUUGCAUUUUGAUACGACCUAUGAGAACAUCCAGAUUAACCAUUGGAUCAAGAUUGUCCUCCGCCUCUCCAAAAUCGAUGAGCGCGACCCAACCAAACGCAGACACUUUGAAAUCUCCAUCGACUCGCCCUUCCACAUCCUCUCCUGCAAAGCCACCCAAGCAAAUAUCUACCUCCCAGCCUACAGUCGACCCGCCACGGAGCCAGACCCACCAGCCCAAGAAUUCGAGUGCGGAUGCCCCGGUGCCCCGCCAGCAGCACGAGAAUAUACACUGGGCCAGUCCAGCUCCGACCGCGAAGACUCCACCUCGAACCUCCACCGGCCCAACUCCAUCACCCCAGUCUCCCGCAGCUUCACCAACGGCUCGGGCGGCCUUGCCCGCCCGCCACAGGCCCAUAUCGCCCACGAACCCAGCAUCGAUCGCGAAGUCCCUCGCCCGAUGCAUCUUGUUCGUGCGCCAUCGUUCGCACCACCCGCGUUCGAGGAUGUACCCCCGCCACCGCCGCUCGUCACUCCACCACCCGAGUACACGAGUAUCGUGGGUAACAAUGACCGCGAGGCCGUGCUGGAGGACUACUUCUCCCGACUAUCCUUUUACGAAGAGCAGGAUGACGAGCGCGGUCUCGGCCGUGUCGAUGUACCUCUUACACCCGGAGGACGGAUAAAUCGCAGCAUGGACGUGCCGCGGGAGUGGGUGCGCAUCGAAGACUUUACUGCUUCAUAA